Messenger RNA from Boleophthalmus pectinirostris (great blue-spotted mudskipper), 573 nucleotides. RefSeq names its product ras-related protein Rab-7L1-like. The coding region runs from base 145 to 573 and encodes 142 amino acids. Gene Ontology annotation, cellular component: phagocytic vesicle; late endosome; lysosome. Gene Ontology annotation, molecular function: GTP binding; GTPase activity. NCBI's taxonomy places the organism in Eukaryota, Metazoa, Chordata, Actinopteri, Gobiiformes, Gobiidae. Gene Ontology annotation, biological process: phagosome-lysosome fusion; endosome to lysosome transport. The transcript has 5 exons. The record is from RefSeq and is a predicted model, not a curated record.
UGUGAAAUAACAUUUUCUUUCUGUUGUUUCAGGCUGAAGUCGGUCUGUGCUCAGUGUCCUCUGUGAGGACUCAAAACUCUACAGUUGCUGUUCUAAACAAUAAAUUAGAGUUUCGUCGGAGGAAUCUCAGAGCCGGCCCGAAGCAUGAGGGAACAUCUGAUGAAAAUACUGAUCAUUGGAGACGGAAAUGUUGGAAAAUCUUCGUUUGUUAAUCGUUACGUCAACGGGCAGUUCAGCGGAAACUACAAGAUGACAGUAGGAGUGGACUUUUCAUUGAAGAUCUUGCAGUGGUCAGAAAGCGAGAAGGUCAGAUUACAGCUCUGGGACAUAGCAGGUCAGGAGCGGUUCAUCUCGAUGACUCGUAUUUAUUACCGCGGCGCUGUGGGCUGUGUGCUCAUAUUCGACGUGAGCGACUCUUCUAGUUUCCUGAGCUGUCGACUCUGGAAACAAGACCUGGACCUGAAGACCAGACUCCCCAACGGACAGACCCUCCCCUGCAUUCUGCUGGCAAACAAGGAAGAUUUCCUAACCUAUGGCGUCUCACCCCUCACUCUAUGGCUUGUGCCCAGUUAG